Molecule: messenger RNA, 1107 nt
Organism: Ricinus communis (castor bean)
Lineage: Eukaryota; Viridiplantae; Streptophyta; Magnoliopsida; Malpighiales; Euphorbiaceae
Product: rac-like GTP-binding protein RAC2
Exons: 7
Coding region: 293-841 (182 amino acids)
Biological process (GO): establishment or maintenance of cell polarity; regulation of cell shape; cortical cytoskeleton organization
Cellular component (GO): cell projection; cytoskeleton; nucleus
Molecular function (GO): protein kinase binding; GTP binding; GTPase activity
Source: RefSeq, a predicted model, not a curated record
AAGAAACAGAAAGCUAUUUCAGCAAUCAUGGUAAAGAAAAAAGGGUCCAGCUAAAGUUGGGUGCUUUAAUUGGUUGCUGCUCACCUUAUUAAGAUGCUGCCUCCCCUCCACUCCUAUUCAAAAUUUGAACCAAAAUCCAAAAACCCACUUCAAAUUACUCCAUUCUGCAUCAAACCCACAUUUCUUUUUAAGUCCUUUUUGAAUGUUUUUGAGAGUAAUAGUAGUGAAGAAGACUAUGGAAAUGGAAUAAGAGAGUGAAGAAAAGAAAAGAACAGGAAAUUAAGUUUCAAGAAUGAGCACAGCUAGGUUUAUCAAGUGUGUAACUGUUGGUGAUGGAGCGGUUGGAAAGACAUGCAUGCUCAUUUCUUACACGAGCAAUACCUUCCCCACUGAUUACGUUCCUACGGUGUUUGACAACUUCAGUGCUAAUGUAGUUGUUGAUGGCAGCACAGUCAAUCUUGGCUUGUGGGAUACUGCAGGACAGGAAGAUUAUAACAGAUUGAGGCCUUUGAGUUAUAGAGGUGCAGAUGUGUUUCUUUUGGCCUUUUCCCUUAUCAGCAAAGCUAGCUAUGAAAAUAUUUCCAAGAAGUGGGUACCUGAGCUUAGGCAUUAUGCACCAACUGUACCAAUUGUACUGGUGGGAACCAAACUUGAUUUGCGAGACGACAAACAGUAUUUGAUCGAUCAUCCUGGUGCUACACCAAUCACAGCUGCUCAGGGGGAGGAACUGAAGAAAAUGGUAGGUGCUGCAGUUUAUAUAGAAUGUAGUUCAAAGACUCAACAGGUUAGUAACCAAAUCUCUUCCUCUUCGAUCCACAGAAAAUGUGAAAGCAGUGUUUGAUGCAGCAAUCAAGGUUGUUUUGCAGCCUCCUAAACCGAAAAAGAAAAAAAGGAAAGCAAGACCAUCAUGCUUUUUUCUGUAAAUCAAUUCUUCCAUUGUUAACAUGCCAGUACUCUGUCUCUCUGGCCUUUUAUUUUUUUCUUCUUCUUCUUCUUGUACUACAUUUUUCACUAAACUUCUUUGCUUUCUGUAAUGUAAUAUGUUAUAAUUACUUGGAAUAUAUAUGUUACUGAUAAUCAAGUUUGAGUACUGUUCUGAAGUAUCAA